This is a messenger RNA of Venustampulla echinocandica, 2724 nucleotides long. RefSeq lists its product as uncharacterized. The record is from RefSeq and is a predicted model, not a curated record. Gene Ontology annotation, biological process: maturation of SSU-rRNA. NCBI's taxonomy places the organism in Eukaryota, Fungi, Ascomycota, Leotiomycetes, Helotiales, Pleuroascaceae. The coding region runs from base 1 to 2724 and encodes 907 amino acids. The transcript has 3 exons. Gene Ontology annotation, cellular component: Noc4p-Nop14p complex; nucleolus; small-subunit processome.
AUGCCUCCUUCGCAGCUCAAGAGGUUAAAAGCCUCCCUACGGGAGCAGGGACUCGUUGGACCACAGCAAUCGAAGAAACAGAGAAAGCAAAAUGCGCAAAAUGGCGUCAAUAAAGAAAAGAGGGUGCACAAGAAGGCGGCCCUCGAGGGUAUUCGAGAGCAAUUUAAUCCGUUCGAGUUUAAGCUCUCUGGAAAGCCGCAGAAAUUCGAAGUUACAACCAGCAAGCCCAAAGAAAUAGGCCUUGUGAGGAGACCAGGUCUUGCCAAAGGUCUGACCGAGGAGAGGCUUGCCAAAGCGUACGAGCUCGAUAUGAUACGCCGGAGGAAAGUGGGCGGCAUUGUGGAUAAACGUUUUGGAGAAAAUGACCCUUCAAUGGCCCCCGAGGAAAAGAUGCUAGAACGAUUCACAUUCGAAAAGCAACGGCAUCACAAAUACAGCUCAGCAUUCGAUUUGGAGGACGACGAUGCCCAAGGCGAGCUUACACAUAUGGGCAAAUCUCUUUCGCUGGACGGUCCUGCUAUCGUGGACGACUUCGACGAAGGGGACUUGGAGUUAUCGGAUGCUGGGGACCACCCUUCUGAUGAAGAAGGGCAAGCGCGAAAACGCCGCCGUUCAUCCGCUGCUGGCGAAGGGGAGGAGGGCGCAGAUGAGGAUGAACAACAGCUGCCGGAGCGAAAAAAGUCGAAAAAUGAGGUCAUGCAGGAGGUGAUCGCAAAAUCCAAGUUCCAUAAAUAUGAACGACAGAAUGCCAAGGAUGAGGAUGAGGAUCUCCGAGAGGAGUUAGAUAAAGAGUUGCCGAAUAUCCAUGCAUUACUUCGAGGCAUUGCACCCAGAGCCCCGCCUGCUCCUGCAGAAAUAGUACCAGGAAUGAAUCCAGACCGCGCGGCUCUCCUGAGCGGGGCUGACAAGACCAAGUUUGAUAAGGAGUAUGAUUUGCGGCUGAAGCAAAUGGUUCUGGACAAACGGGCAAAACCAACACAACGAACGAAGACUGAGGAUGAGAUUAUCGAAGAAGAAUCAAGGAAACUGCAAGAGUUGGAAGCGAAACGACAACGCCGCAUGGAGGGUGCUCCUGAAAGCGGCGAUGAAGAGGAUGUCGGUGAUAUGGAAGUAGAGGAAUACGACGAGGAUGAGUUUGGCCUUGGAUCUGGUAUUAACGCCCGUCCCACCAUGGCUGAGUUAGGUGUUGAAGAUGAGGAUGAUUUCCUCAUCGACGAUGACUUAGUGGCGAGUGGAUCCGAACUAGAGCUUUCAGACGAGGAGGCAUCGAGUGACGAGGCCGAUGAAGCAGAAGAAGAGGAGGAUACGGAUUUCCUCAAAGGUUUAUUAACGGAAGAGGAGAGCAAACGGCCCGAAUUUCUCACAGGCGCAAAUGCCCCCAUUGACGAGACGGACCUACCUGUCAAAAACGGUGUUAAUGGAGACUUGGCUUACACAUUCGACUGUCCUGAAUCUCACAAACAACUUCUCGAAAUUACUAAAGGCAUUGCACUAUUGGAUCUCCCAACGGUUGUCCAGCGAAUCAGAGCGCUUUACCAUCCUAAAUUGAAGGCUGAGAAUAAGGAAAAGCUGGGCCGCUUUGCCCUCUCCUUGAUCGACCACAUCUUCUACCUCCCCAAUCAACCAAACCGACCACCAUUCUCAGUCCUGGAAACCCUUAUUCGUCAUAUACACUCCUUGUCAAAGACUUAUACCGUAGCAAUCGCCAACUCAUUCCGUGGUUAUCUUGAAGACUUACACCAAUCGCGGUCUUUGUCCCCAACCGCAGGAGAUUUGGUGAUACUCACAGCGAUUGGGAGUAUCUUCCCAACAUCGGAUCACUUCCAUCAGGUGGUUACUCCAGCCAUUCUGAGCAUGGGCCGAUAUCUUGGGUUAAAGGUGCCUCGGUCACUAUCAGACUACGCAACCGGGGCGUACAUGUGCACGUUGUGCUUACAGUACCAAAGACUAUCAAAACGCUACGUACCGGAGGUAGUGACUUUCAUCGAGAAUGCUCUCUGCGCAUUAGCCCCCACAAAGCUCUCCAAGCCGCCUGGAAGCUUCCCAUAUCAUGAGCCGAAGACUCCCGUUCGGAUACAAAACUCAACUGGAUCUCCAAGACAGCUUUCUCUAUACGACGGCGUCGCUCAAGAACUAUCAGAGGAGGAUGAAGCGUCUCUAAAAGCAGCAUUGCUAGACACAAACUUGAGCCUCGCCGAAGUCGCUGCCGAUACAUGGACUGGCAAAUCUUCAUUCCUAGAAAUCUUUGAACCUGUCUUAAAGAUCCUCCAACAUCUAGGGACCAAGAGUUGCCAGUCCAGGCUCUCUUCCAAUACCCAGAAACGUGUCACAAAACUCACCCAAAAAUUCACCCUCCUCCUCAAAAGCGCCCAAGUCGCGCGCCGUCCUCUAGAACUCCACCACCACCGCCCACUUGCCAUCAAGACCGCAAUCCCCAAGUUUGAAGAAUCAUUCAACCCAGACAAGCAUUACGACGUUGACCGUGAGCGUGUUGACGCUGCCAAACUCAGAAAGGAAUACAAGAGAGAGAAGAAGGGUGCCAUCAGAGAGUUGAGGAAGGAUGCUGCGGUGGUGGCGAGAGAGAGUCUAAGAGAGAAGAGAGAACGAGAUGAGGCAUAUGAGAAGAAGUAUAAGAGGCUAGUGGCGGAGAUUCAGGGUGAGGAGGGGAAGGAACAAAAGGCUUAUGAGAGGGAAAAGGAGUGGAGGAAGAAGGGGAGGAAGUAA